UACAGCACGAAAUAUGUUCCUAACCUAUAAAAGAGGCUGCUGUUACCACACAUAGAACAUAUAUACGAGUGUUUAAUUUUAGUUUCCACGAUUUUUGCAAUAUUAACUAGCAAAAAUCAGUAAAAACAUAUUAACGUUUAUACAUAUAUUUGAAAGAAAGCUACAAACAUUCAAUGAAAAACAUGUCAACAUUAUUGCGACUUGUUCGUUCUCAAGGAAUUAGGAACAGAGCGACAUGUUUAACAUUCAGAGAUAAUAAAGUGUAUAAUGUAACACAUCGCAAUAGCUCUUCAGCAGUUAAACAGGAGGAAGUAGAUAAAGAAGAGCCAUAUAAAGUAAAACGUACAUGGAGGAGUUACGGAUUUGACUUCGAAGAUGAAAAACUAGAUCGUCAUUUUAUGCAUCAGACACUUUUUGUUGUUAUUAGUAUAUGUUUCGUUGGUGGAUCGUUUAUAAUUGCUUAUAUGCCAGAUCAUAAAUUAAAGGAUUGGGCUCAGCGCGAAGCAUAUAUACAGCUUCGUUAUAGAGAAGAAAAUGGUUUACCUCUAAUAGAUCCAAAUGUUGUAGAUCCAUCAAAGUUCACUCUUCCAUCUGAGGAAGAGCUUGAUGAUAUGGAAAUAGUUAUUUAAACACUACAAAAAGCAUUGUAUAUAACAAUAAAAAUAAACUUUAGCAUUUUUAGAUAUUAACAUCAUUGUUCUACUGAUAUACAUACGUGUAUUUAAGUUAUAAUAGUAUGUAUAAUAUGUAAUAAAUCAUUUUCAUUAUA
Messenger RNA from Osmia lignaria (orchard mason bee), 769 nucleotides. It is a transcript of the gene NP15.6, whose product is annotated as NADH dehydrogenase [ubiquinone] 1 beta subcomplex subunit NP15.6. The record is from RefSeq and is a predicted model, not a curated record. Gene Ontology annotation, cellular component: respiratory chain complex I. Lineage: Eukaryota; Metazoa; Arthropoda; Insecta; Hymenoptera; Megachilidae.